AUGUCGUCCGGUGGUGCAGCUCUCCAACCCACAUUCAAUGGUCAUGUAUCAACCACACAGGAUGCUCUUAUACUCUUCGAGGCGUGCUUACAGGGCCAUCUGUCGCACGUACCGAGAAGACCUCACGAUAGAGAACGUAGCACACUGAUCAGAAGUGGCUCGGUCUUCAUAUACGAAGAGAAUGCAUCAGGCAUCAAGCGCUGGACAGAUGGCGUCACCUGGAGUCCUUCCCGUAUCUUGGGGAAUUUCCUUGUCUACCGUGAGCUGGACAAACCAUUUCCGCCAGGAGAGAAGAAACGCGCAAUGAAGAAGCCCAACCGCAGACCUAGCAGACCAGGAGAACCAUACCCUUCACCCACACAGAGGACCGAUUACACUGCGUCGAGUCCGAACAGCUCAUUCGGCACCGAAAGGCAACCAACAGAUGCAGAGAGGCAAUUAAUCGGAAGCCUGAUCGACAGCUACGGUUUCAAGAUCAAUGGACUGGUGAAGAAGACAAUGAGUGUGACUGUGCAAGGGGUGACGCAUCACCUGGUCUCAUACUACAAUGUCGAGGACGUCAUGGCAGGAAACUUAAGGGCACCAUCACAGACUGACACAUUGCAAUUCAUUCGGCCGCGGCCUGAGUUGACCAGCAAACAAAGUUUUCGUUCUCCUCUUGAAGAAACGGAGGAUGUAAGUGAGCUCUCGGGUCAAAAUGGGUAUGCGUACAGGAUGGCGCCUGGAGGUUAUGAUUACGGCAAGCAGUCGCAGAUGUACUAUCCACAACAAACAUAUCCUCCCAUGGCAGGGCCACAACCCCCUAUGCCUCAGUACACAAGCUCGAUUCCAAGUAUGACACCGAGCUACCUACAGACCGGCAUGACUCAUGGGUCAAUGGGACAAGAACGUCCACAGUACGCACAGUAUGACCACAACGCUUAUGGCAGAAGCAUUCCGCCAACUCCGGCUAGCUCGAUCCCAACCUCCGUGCCGGAUCGCGCACCACAAUCCAUGUAUCCCCCGACCAGCAUGGGCCGACCAAUAUCAGCCUUGAGCCCGGUGAAUAUGGAUGCUAGGAAUUCCAUGGCAUAUCGACCGAAUCACUACGGUAGUAUUCUGUCCAUCACAGCACCAAGCGAUGUACACCGUCAUGGUCAGCAGUCUCCUGUAAGCCUCAAAUAUGAAGAACGAAGAGAUGCGCAACAAGGUGUGCCACCUUCAUUUGCGGCAGGAGCUGCACCAUACUACAGCAACACGCAAAUGACCGGAACGUGGAAUGGCCCAGCACAGCAUUGA
Lithohypha guttulata is the source of this 1278-nucleotide messenger RNA. It is a transcript of the gene sge1, whose product is annotated as Global transcription regulator sge1. The record is from RefSeq and is a predicted model, not a curated record. The transcript has a single exon. Lineage: Eukaryota; Fungi; Ascomycota; Eurotiomycetes; Chaetothyriales; Trichomeriaceae. The coding region runs from base 1 to 1278 and encodes 425 amino acids. Gene Ontology annotation, molecular function: DNA binding.